AUGUUUGUAUGGUUUAAAAACGAUAAUUGUUGCCCAGACCCAGAUUUCGAAGAGUUUAAUCAUUUGCAAGAUGUUAUAGCAAUAUCGCAGAAAAAGCGUGGUGGUGGUCCUGGAGUACCACCACCACCUCAACUCCUUGUUUUACUUUCACCUGAUCCUGUCAUUCCUGGACAAACUGAUGAAUUUAGUAUUUCUGGAACACUAAGUCGUGCUGUCAUCGAUGGCGACAUUACCGGUGUUGCAUUUUUUGAUCCUAAAACUGGGGAUACCAUAGGUGAUCCAAGUUCUGCGCCAACCGACCCUAAAACACCAUUUUCUCAAGUAUUGAAUGUUAAUGUGCCAGCAACAUUACCUAAUCCAUACGGUAUUUCAGCUGCUGUUCAAAAUCAAGACACACAGGAAAUUAUAGGCUGUUCAUUAACUAUUGUUGGUGGUUCUGCUGAAUCUGCAGAUCUUGAAUAUUAUCCCAUCCCAUUAUUGUAG
Messenger RNA from Entrophospora sp. SA101, 483 nucleotides. The record is from the annotation of a GenBank genome assembly. NCBI's taxonomy places the organism in Eukaryota, Fungi, Glomeromycota, Glomeromycetes, Entrophosporales, Entrophosporaceae.